Molecule: messenger RNA, 1806 nt
Organism: Camellia sinensis
Lineage: Eukaryota; Viridiplantae; Streptophyta; Magnoliopsida; Ericales; Theaceae
Product: paramyosin-like protein
Biological process (GO): Golgi to plasma membrane transport
Source: RefSeq, a predicted model, not a curated record
AACAAUCUAGACUUCAUCAUCAACAGCUAAAUCCUAAAUAUUGGGUUGAUGGUUAUCACACUAUUGAUUUGUGGUUGAUUUCACUUUUUCUAUCAUUUUCUUUCUAAAUCAUGUAUGAUUUCUAUGAUCGAUUUUGUGAUGGUUGAAUUGACUUGGGCAGUGAGGUAAGCAAUGGUGGUGGGUUAUGGUAGGGUGAUUGUGUGAUCAAUGGUGGUUAUUUUGAUAGGGGAAGGUGGCCGGAGGUAGAUAAAUGACGGGGUGUCAGUGUGAUUUUAGAAGAAUAGAGGGGUGUCAAUGUAAUUUACCCUAAUAAAUAAUAUAAAAAAAACCCCGUUUGUAACAAUCGAACAAGAAAUCGGAUCUAUCUUCCCGAUCAGUGAGGCUUUGUUUCGAUCUUCGGUCCAUCAUUCCACUUUCUUUGCUCGCCGGGGCUUCCUUAAAGAUGGUUACUUGCACGGAAAAUUCCAUUGAAGAGGAGGAGCAUGCUUUUGUGCAGCUUCAGGAGGAGUUGAAGAAUGUAGGGAGUUCAAUAGAUACACUGAACACCAACCUAGAACAAUUGAAUCAAAGAAAGGCUAAUUGUUUGAAUAAGAUGCAACAUCUACAAGAGAGAAUCAGUAGGGAGGGUACUACUGAUGUGGUGCAGAGAUUGUCAUCACUCUCACAGUCACUGAAGGCUCUGGAGAUGCAAGAAUCUGAACACAAGUCCAAUUGCAAUGCAAAAUAUUCUAAAUUGCAAGCUGAGGUUAAUGAACUGGAGAAUAUAAUUUGUGGCAACGAUGACGCUAACCUCUCUCAUGGUAUCAAUCAUUCUUUGUACAAUAGUCUUGAGAGACUGAAUUCUGCAAAGAGGGAACUUGCUGUUAAGCUUAGGGAAAUUGUAUUGCUCAAACGGCAGCUUGAUGACGUGCCAUCGCAAGAAGAACUAAUUCAGUAUGAACACCGCUUUUCAGAACUUUAUGUUCAUAUUCAGGAAAAACUUCGGCAAACUCGUGAAUUGUAUGCCACCUUUAAUGCGAUGUUAGAGAUAAAAGACUUGAUGCUAAAGGAGACUUCUUUGUUAAACUCUAUAAGUUCACAGUUUCAAGAUGCUAUUACUAGCACUGCUGGUCGCACGAAACUUGUUGAUUCCAUGGAAGGAAUUUCGAAGGGAACUCAACAGAAGCUCGAAAAGGUGCGACUCACACUAGAAGCAGAACGGAAUGUCCGUGAUGCUGUCAAGCAAAGGUAUGCUGCAGCAAUUGUGGAACAAAGAUCAUGCUAUUCUCUCUUAAAGGCCUUCCAGGAGGAAUGCACGAAGAACGAGAGACUUCGGAGCCUAUCUUCAGAGAUACUUCCGUAAUGUGAAAAGGUGUCAAAAGGCAUCACUCACAUGGAAUUGCUGUCAUAUUUCUUGCUUUCAAAUCAAUGAAAGCUGCAAAAAGUUUGAAGCCAAGACCAUUGAAUGGUUGCAAAGUUCAACAGAUAAGUUGCAAAAUUUGAAUCGUUGUACAAAUGGGUAGCAGUAGAGUCCAUUGUUUUCUAAAAUUUUGUUCCUUUUUCAGUUUCUUGUCAGAUAUAAUUUUCAUUGUACACUUGACCCUCUCCGAGGGAUGCCUUUGCAUAUACUUUCUAGUAGGCUAGGUUGCUUGAACUCUUUUAAAUUUUUGAACUACCUGUGUCAGACGCUUCGACACUCACGUAUGUGAUUUUCGAAAGCUGUAUCUGAUUACCUGAAAAUCUCAGGCUACGUUUAGUUUAGUUUUGAAAUUAUGAUUUGUGUAGAGUUGUGAUUUAAGUGUGAAAUUAUGAAUUGGGUUUUGAAAA